UUUACUUUUUGCUAUUUUGGGGAGUUUCAGUAAGAUUAUGUUUGUUUCAUUGGAUUAUGCCAUCUUGUAUGAUUUGAGGAUUUCGGUUAAACUACAAUGAAUUGGUUUAAAAACAUUUUGUUCAUCUGUCAUUUUUUCUUAAGUGGUGAUUUUGUUAGUGAUGAAAUGAAGCCAGAUGAAGUGAAGUCAGUGUCAGUGACUGAGGGAGAUUCUGUUACUCUACACACUGGUAUUACUGGAAUAAAGAGAGAUGAUCUGAUACUGUGGAUGUUUGUAUCUCAAGAGACUCGUAUAGCUCAAAUAUAUAUGAAAGACAUUUGGUACAUGAAGGAGAUUUUUGGAGACAGACUGAAGCUGGACAGUGAAACUGGAUCUCUCACCAUCACAAACAUCAGAAUCACACACACUGGACUUUAUAAACUACAGAUCUUCAGGAAAACAGAAACUAAGUUCAAGAGAUUCAGUGUUAUUGUCUAUGCUCCUCUGUCGGAUCCUGUCAUCACCAGAAAAUCUUCAUCGGGAAGUUCAUCAAACUCAAAAUGUGUGUUAUUGUGUUCAGUGUUGAAUGGGAGAGAUUUGAGUCUGUCCUGGUACAAAGGAAACAGUUUAUUGUCCAUCAUCAGUGUGUCUGAUCUCAACAUCAGACUUUCUCUACCUCUGGAGGUUGAAUAUCAGGAUACAAACACAUACAGCUGUGUGGUGAGCAAUCCCAUCAAACACCAUACUCAACAUCUUGACCAUCAGAAAUGUUCAGGACUUUCUCUCUCUGAACUCAAGCAUCCUCUUGUAGUUGUUAUUGUGUUGUUGGUUUGGCUCAUUCUUUAGCUGGGGUGAGUUACUGUUUCAACCAGCAAGAGAAGGCGGGUGCCUAAUGCAAAAAUGUGAAAUAGUUUUUAACUGAUAUUAUAUUUUUAUAUAUUUCAAUAAAUGUC
This is a messenger RNA of Misgurnus anguillicaudatus (oriental weatherfish), 932 nucleotides long. The record is from RefSeq and is a predicted model, not a curated record. Lineage: Eukaryota; Metazoa; Chordata; Actinopteri; Cypriniformes; Cobitidae.